CUUCACUGUACUGGAACACUCUGUAGAUGAUCUCCUAUGUCUUGUGUUUCGAAAUAGUGAUUUUUGAUUGCUGGUCACAGGAAAAUCCUUCAAUUUGUUGGUUUCUGUUUUAUGAGGGAUGGAAAACCUCACACAAGAUCAAUGGCGCGAGAUCAUGAACAAGAAGAUGCAGUUCCCUCCGGAGCUCAUUGGUGCCAUCCAGGAAGGGAAAAUCGAACUGGUCUGCGGCCUGCUGAAGACCGGCGAUGGCAUCAUACGCCAGCUGGAUGACUCUGAAGACCGCCUGUGGAGGGAGGCCCUCAACCUGUCCAUCCGCCUGGGCAGCGAGGGCGCCAUGGACGCCCUCCUGCAGGGGGUAAAGUUCGACUUCCGUCAGAUUCACGAGGCCCUACUCGUUGCCGUUGACACUAACCAGCCGCAAGUGGUCAAGCUCCUCCUGGACCGCUUGGACCAGGAGAAAGGGAACAAGAUGGACGUGCGCUCCUUCUCUCAGGCUAUAUUUGACCACUCCAUCGACAACUCGCAGUUUGCCCCCGGUGUGACCCCGCUGACGUUAGCCUGCCAGAAAGAUCUAUACGACAUCGUCACCAUGCUCACGCAAAAAGGCCACGGUAUCCCAUGGCCGCACAAAAUUUCCUGCGCUUGUCUGGAGUGUCGCAACGGGCGUCAGUAUGACCUGCUCAAGUUUUCCUUGUCUCGCAUCAACACUUACCGUGGCAUUGCCAGCCGCGCCUACCUCUCCAUCACCUCCGACGACGCCAUGCUCAGUGCCUUCAGCCUCAGCAGGGAGCUCCGCAAGCUCUCCCAGAAGGAGCCAGAGUUCAAGCCGCAGUACCUGAGCCUGGAAGAGCUUUGUCAAGAGUUUGCAGUGGAGCUGCUUGGCAUGUGUCGCAACCAGAGCGAGGUGACCACCAUCCUUAACAGCUGUGGAGACGAGAGCCAGGACUCGGACGAGCAGGCCUUCGAGGAGGGAAUACCCAACCUGUCACGUCUGCGGCUCGCUGUCAACUACAACCAGAAACAGUUUGUGGCCCACCCAAUCUGCCAGCAGGUGUUGUCGUCAAUCUGGUGCGGCAACCUAGCAGGAUGGAGAGGCAGCAGAACAGCCUGGAAGCUCUUUGUCUCUGUUGGGAUCUUUUUCACCAUGCCCCUCCUCUGCCUAGGCUACUGGAUUGCACCAAAGUCAAAGGUGGGAAAGAUCCUAAGGACACCCGUGAUCAAGUUUCUUCUGCACUCGGCCUCCUAUCUGUGGUUUCUCAUCACGCUGCUGGGCGAAUCCAUCACCAUGGAGAUGUAUCGAGAUAAAUUUGCAUCGAGGCAGCAGAACAUCCUCCACAGCUCCUUCCACAUGGUGUGGGUGGUCGGUUUCUUCUGGUACGAGUGUAAGGAAGUGUGGAUUGAGGGCCUGAGAAGCUACUUCCUGGACUGGUGGAACUGCUUGGACAUGAUGGUGCUCAGCAUGUACUUGGCCUCGUUUGCUUUACGUGUGGUCAUCAUGCUGAAAGGACAUUUCCUCUGUCUUGAUGCUGACGGCACGGAGGAGUGCGCCUACUUCACCCAGACUGUGCGUGAUGACUGGCAUCAGGAGGACCCUCAGUUGAUUGCAGAGGUUCUGUUUGCAGUUACCAGCAUGAUGAGCUUCACAAGGUUGGCCUACAUCCUCCCUGCUCAUGAGUCCCUGGGGACGCUGCAGAUCUCCAUCGGGAAGAUGAUUGAUGACAUGAUGAGAUUCAUGUUCAUAUUGAUGAUUAUUGGAACCGCCUUCCUCUGUGGUAUCAACAACGUCUACGUCCCCUAUGUCAUCUCUCCACAUCUGGGCAGGUUUAAUGAGACUUUCCACUUCCUGUUCUGGACCAUGUUUGGUGUUGCCAACCAGGACUACGUGGACAUGCCACAGUUUGUCCUGGCCGAGUUUGUAGGACGCAUUCUUUACGGCAUCUUCACGCUGGUCAUCGUCAUCGUCUUGCUCAACAUGCUCAUUGCUAUGAUCACUAACUCCUUUCAGAAAAUUGAGGAUGACGCAGACGUGGAAUGGAAGUUUGCCAGGUCAAAGCUGUAUCUCAGUUACUUUAGAGAGGGCCUCACCAUGCCUGUACCCUUCAACAUCAUCCCAUCCCCUAAAGCUUUCUUUUACAUCUUAAGGGGGAUCUUUAGACGUGUUUGCUGCUGCUUCACUUGCAGUGCUGAGAAGAAAUACCCACCCAUAGCUUCCCUGUCCAACAAGAAGGGCUCUAAGGACAGCCAGCUGCCGUACCGUCAGCAAGUGAUCAGAGCCUUAGUGCAGCGAUAUAUCGAAUCAGCUCGCAGGGAGUUUGAAGAGACCAAGAGGAAAGAUAUUGGUAAUCGCAUCACUGAGCUUAGCAAAGCCAUCGUGAGGAUGCACAAUGAUCUGAAAGUGGUCCAUCAGCAUGUGGCGGAUGGAGGACACCCUGCGGACGAUGCUCUGUCCAAAGACGGCUCGUCUUUCCUGGGAAGAUACAUCAUUGGCGCCAAGAACAAUUUCAGAGGCUUUAACAGCGUGCUCGAUGAGAAAAAUAAGUCCCAAAAUGUAACAGUGCAUCAAGGAGAGGACGAGGAGGACAACAUAAAAGGGGGAGGGAAUGAGAAUGAGGAUGGCGACUGUGGAGAGCAUGCGUCUGAAUGCGAGGUGGUGAAGAUGGAGGAGGGCAGAGCGCAACUGGAGAAAGAAACAGCAGAAAAUGAAGCCCAAGAAGACAAAAAGGUGACACCGGAAAAGAGAAGAGCAGCGGAGAACCUCCCAGAGACGACCACCAAAGGAGCGAAACUUCCCAAAGUAAGCGACACCAAGGCCGGCACGGAAAAUGUGCUGAACGAGUCUAAAGACGGAUCGCUGCCGGAUAACAAAGUGGGGGCUCCGUGGAUAAAAGGGCGACAGUUUGAGCACAAUGCUGCUGAGAGAUGCGAUGGAGGUGAAAAGCCUGCAAGCCAGAAAAGCAUCCCUUCACCAUCCGGCAGCAGCAGCUCCACAGACACCGGCUUUGCUUCUCAAGAAGGGGAAGGAUUCAUUCAUGGCACUGGGGUAGAAGAGUAGCCUCUCAUCCAUUGUGGCUUGUUUUGGAGGUGCAUGCUUGUCAAUUGAUCACCACAUCACCACGUUGUGAACAAAAGUAUCGAGACACCUGGCUGUUGCUUCUCCAGAAAACAUGGUCCUCAUUUGCAGCAAUUCCUCUCCUCCGGGAAGACUUUUAAAAGAUGUUUGCUUUGUGUUAAUCUCUCUUCUAGUCCAUCCUAAAGGUAGUGGAAGGGGUUGAAGUCAGUUCUUCCACACCAAACUCAUCCAAGCUUGCCUUUAUGAACCUUGUUCUCUGCGCAGUGGGAACAGAAAAGAACCUUCCUCAAAGUGUUUUAAAUUGUCCAAAAUGUCUUUAUAGGGUGGAUGUAGGGUGUCUGCUCCAAUCAUCCAUCCAUCCAUCUUCUUGCCGCUUAUCCUCACUAGGGUCGCGGGUAUGCUGGAGCCUAUCCCAGCUUGGUCCAAUCAUUGAUGGACUAAUUAAAUGAAGAGGCGAGGCUCAAGAUACAGUGGAAAAAAUAUCUUCCAAACCCUCCAAUGUUUUCAUUGAGUCUUGGCUCUAUUAUAAAUUAAAUACUGUAUUGACCCAAAUAUAAGACAGUGCAGUCAAACCUCAGUUUUCAUCCACCCCAAUUUUUGUAUGAUUUGUUUUUCAUACAGUAUUGCGUAACAAACUUGCGUAACAAACGUUUGCCCUGUACUGUAUCAUUUCACGAAAUCCACAGCCCAAACAAAGCACCCUGACUGACUCACCGUCCGUGCGUUUUUUUUUUAUUGAUUGUGACUGCUAAAUAAUCCACCAUGGGGCCAAAGAAAGUUGCAAGUGCCACCAACUUGAUAAAGAAGAUGAGAAACACUUUUGAAUUCAAUCUCGCCAGGAUAUACGGGAAGUCCGCAUCAAUAAGUUGAAUCCAUUCAUCAUUUCUAAUUAUUUUGCAUCGUUUUCGGCACGUAAAACUAAUUAUUCUCGAUGAAAAUGUUUUUUGGCUCAUUUUUGGGUUAAUGGGUUUUCCAAUGGGAAAAAUUACCUCCGUUUUCAUACGUUUUUGAUUUUGAAGAACCUUUUGGAAGUAAUUAAUGCAGAACACCAAGUUACCACUGGAUUUCCUCCCCAGAAAACAGUCUGAUCAAGACGGGCCGCUUCAUGGUUGAGAGAUUUAUACCAUUUGGCACCAAAUGAUUUGUCACCUAAAGAGUCGAGCUUUUCUUCUCGUCACACACACACACACACACACACACAUGCACCAGAGAGAUACAAAUAUGAUACAUACACACGCAUGAAAAAGUGUCUCUAAGGUUGUAGCAAGUUAGCAAACAAGCCAGGAGGAGUUCUGAUGCUAAAUUGAAUAUAAUCGUGAUUGGUUUAGAACAGUAAAACAGCUAAGAAAUAUGUUUUUUUUUCAAUUUUAUUUUAAUCUACUAGUUAUUUAUUUUCCAAAAAUAGAUCUUGAAAAAUAUAUAUUUGGGUCAAUAAUCAUAUUUGAUGUCGCAUCUUUGAAAUUAACUGAAUAUAUUGCAAUUGUAACUAAAACAAAGACAUUUCUUUUCAUUAGUCUUCAUUAGACACACCGUGAAAGUCCGUCAAAGUCAAUACCCCGAGCCAGAUUACCAGCCAGUCAGUCACACGGCAAAGCAGGUCUUGAAAAUGAGGGAUCGUCUUAUGUUUAGGGCUGUAUGGUUGUCUCUCCACGUGCUGAAAUGCAGAGCAGCCUGGCCCAUUAGGCGAUAUUGGCAAAUGCUAAGAGCGCUGUGGCCUGCAGGGGGCGCCCCCAAAAAAUCAGGGAAAAAAAUCACCUUCAAUUUAAUAUUAAAACCAGUAAUUACCAUUAACUACUAAGAUGGAAAAGGUCACAUUAAUUAAAAUGUAAAACAAUGCCCGAUUUAUAUUACUUUAAAUUAUAGGUCUACUUAUUUUUGUACCGUUAGCUAUAUAUAGCUACUGCAUAGUGUAAAUGCAGCUUAUACUGUAUAUAAUACAUCAUUGUGUGCAAACUGUGUUAUUUAAGUUGUUUGAUGUUGAUUGUAUUUAUAAUUAGUAUUAUUUAUUCACUUAUUUACAGGUUUUUUAUUUUGUGGCAGGGGUAUUUAUAUUAUAUGUUGGAUUAAUUGUCAUUUCUUAACCAUGUAAAUCGGGUGACACUUUAUCUUACAAAUUAAAGACAAUGGUACA
This is a messenger RNA of Dunckerocampus dactyliophorus (ringed pipefish), 5201 nucleotides long. RefSeq names its product short transient receptor potential channel 2-like. Gene Ontology annotation, cellular component: membrane; cation channel complex. Gene Ontology annotation, molecular function: inositol 1,4,5 trisphosphate binding; store-operated calcium channel activity. The transcript is spliced from 13 exons. The record is from RefSeq and is a predicted model, not a curated record. Lineage: Eukaryota; Metazoa; Chordata; Actinopteri; Syngnathiformes; Syngnathidae. The coding region runs from base 119 to 3052 and encodes 977 amino acids. Gene Ontology annotation, biological process: manganese ion transport; calcium ion transmembrane transport; regulation of cytosolic calcium ion concentration.